ACCCAUAACCCACCUCCAACUCACCCCCCAUGGCCUACCGCGGCAGACGACGAGGGCGCAGCGGUGGCCACCACCGGUACCGAGGUGACGGUAGUGGAGGACGCGGGGGCGCGCUCGCUUGGCCGGCUCCGGGCGCGUCGACCCCGCCGGUGCCGUACGGCCAGCCAGAGACGGCCGUGUACCUCGACCCUGCCGCGACGAUGCCGCCCCGGUGCGUCUACCAGCACGCCGUCGUCUUCCGCGGUGCCGCGCCGUUCACCUUCCGCGCGUCUCCCUUCAGGCCAGCACCGCCACCAACGCCAGAGACGGUGUCCGUCCACUUGGUCUCCAAGACCGCGCCCGCGGCGGCGGCAGGGGUCACGGCCUCAAAGGAGGCUGCUCCCGAUGUCGACCUCGACCUCGCGCCGGUCUCCAACAAGGGGCCCAUCGCCAAGAUGGUGAUGAUCCGCGCGAACCACUUCCUCGCCGACAAUAACUUCAUCCACUGCGAGGUUUCUAUUAAUCCAGAGUCAAAAUCAAGAGCUACAAACAGGGAUGUACUCAGUGAGCUGAUCAAGCUGCAUGGGAAUAAAUCCCUUGGCGGCAAGUUACCUGCUUAUGAUGGAAGAAAGAGUCUUCAUACUGCAGGUUCACUUCCUUUUGAAUCAGAGGAGUUUGCUGUUACGCUGGUUGCUCCAGAAAAAAAAGAUAAAGAAAGGGCCGAAAGGGAGUGUAAGAUCACCAUUCGUAUUGCCGGGAGAACAGGCUUGUUCGACCUUCAGCAGUUUCUGGCUGGAAGAGAGAGGGAUUUGCCUCAAAAAACCAUCCAAGUACUGGAUGUUGUGCUCAGGGAGUCACCAUCUUGGAACUAUGUCACAAUACCCAGAUCCUUUGUCUCUACCACGUUUGGUCACCGAGGAGACAUUGGUGAAGGAUUAGGGUGCUGGAGAGGUUACUACCAGAGCCUGCGUCCAACACAGAUGGGGCUCUCCGUCAAUAUAGAUAUAUCUGCAACAUUCUUUUUCAAGCCAGUGACGGUGAUCCAAUUUGUGCAAGAGUUCCUCAACUUACGUGACAAGUCACGUCCUUUGAUUGACAGGAACCGUGUGAAGAUAAAGAAAGCACGAGGAGUACGCGUUGACCAAAUCAGAAGAUACAACAUAACAGUGCUUACACCUAUCCCCAUGAACCAGCCAAUAUUUCCUGUUGAUGGGAGAGGAACCAGGAUGACAGUUGUUCAGUACUUCACGCAAAGAUACAACUACAGACUGCAAUAUACUUCUUGGCCCUGCCUACAGUCUGGAAGUGAUUCUCGACCUGUAUAUUUGCCUAUGGAGGUUUCUAUUAAUCCAGAGUCAAAAUCAAGAGCUACAAACAGGGAUGUACUCAGUGAGCUGAUCAAGCUGCAUGGGAAUAAAUCCCUUGGCGGCAAGUUACCUGCUUAUGAUGGAAGAAAGAGUCUUUAUACUGCAGGUUCACUUGAGAGGGCUUUUGUUGGAAAUGGCAUAACAUUUGUGUCUGAAGUCCCAAAUAUCAUCUUUGCGGCGGCAGCAGUGGUCGCGGCCUCAACGGAGGGCCAGGCGGCCAAGGAAGCUCCUGACGUAAACCUAGCGCCGGCCUCGAAGAAAGGGCCCUCCCACCCUGUGCAGCCGGUCGCUGGGACAACCGACAAGAAGGUGAUGAUCCGUGCGAACCACUUCCUCGUUGACGUCGCCGACAACAACCUGAUCCACGACGAUGUAAGCUCCUCGGUUGAUUAUGAUGAGUGUGGAUUCAGUGAUACCUGUAGCAGCAGGCAGGCAGCUGUAUCACCAGAGGCACUUGUAAAAUGUGGUGAAGAGAUGAUCCAGGUGAGAAUUGAAUUUCCCCACAAAACCAUCCAACUUGAUGUCAAUAAGGAAGACUGCAUGCGGUCUGUUCUCUCAGAUUUCGAUGGUCCUGUGUUCUGGGAUUCUUAUUAUACCUACAAAGGAAAGAUUUUAGACCGGGACUCGUUAUUUUCGGAGUCAAAUAUUUCCAGUGGGUCGAAGAUUGUUGUGAAUCCUCGACUGAGAGGAGGUGCAGAUCAGGCAGGUCCUUCUCAAGGUCCUACAACCCCGCAAGUGUUGAGAGUGCCCAUGACAGCACACAUUAGGGAGCUGGGAAAGAAGGGCAAGUGGUUUGAGUCUGUGGAAAUCCCCAAAACAUUAUUGUGCUUUACACAUAGAGAACUAUAUGUGGUAAUGUUAGCCGAGGAUGGCAGAAUAACUUUGCUGCUUAUAUUGGAAUGUCUUGAGCGCGCCCAUCGGAGGGGGAAGUGUUAUCGAGGGCUGUUUGAGCAGAAUGACAUGUUUUUUGUGGAAAGAUAUGGUAUUAUUGAGAUAGAUGCUCUGGAGUACGAGCUAGAUGCCGAUGGAUAUAAGAAAGAUAAUCUGAAGAUUCAUGAUAUUAUAUCUAGGAAUAAGUAUUUUCAAUAUAAGGCCAAGGGUUCUUUUCAAUACCCUAUGCAUGUGGAGAUUCUUUCUAAAUUACUCAUGACAUCUGGUGUUGAAGAUGGGUUCUUUAUGGAUGCUGCCAAGAGGUCCUUAGUUCACAACUCUGCAGCUACCAUGACCCCUGAAAGGAGAGUUCAGAUCAUAACCUCAUUGAUGAGGUAUGCAAAAACACUAUUUGCUGACCAGAAACAAAGAUUCUUAGAAGCCUUGAAUUGUGAUCUUGUUGAUAACCCUCGUGCCAUGGAGCGAGAAAAUCCAAGUACUGCUGACUGGAGGGGAAGUAUUGCAGCCACUGGUGGAACUGCAACCGUGCUUAUUGACCGUCUUCACUACAAAGAUAAGGAGUAUAACAAUACGGUCUCAUCUUUCUUGGAUUUCUGCCGUUGUGUUUUCGAGCACGGUCCCAAAGAAGGGGUAACCGAGAAACAAUGUGAAGCUGCAUUGUAUGUACUGAAGAAGGGUUUCUUUCCUCAUAUUCAAAGGCAGCUGCUUACAGUUUAUAAAGAAAAUGUUGAAGCUAAUGAUGCAGAAGCUGCACAUAGUACCAGUGAGACACCUCUACAGCAAGUAAUGGGGAGACAUAGGCCAGCUGCACCUUUGAAGACUGCCGCUAUUGAGGUGCCAGCAAUUAAAAUUGUGAACAAAAACAGCAUUUCUAAAUUUUUUGACAAAAAAUGAUAUUGCUAGGUUCUGCUGCCGGUGUUUUAUUUAGGCAACCCGGCUGAAAACUGCUGUGCUCUUUGUGUGCGUGUAUGCUGUCUGCAAUUCUGCAUGUGUGAUGGCCGAUGGGCACUUCUGUGAGCAUCUGAUGGUGUAUUUGUGAUGGAUGAACCUUCUGCUGUUAUGCAUGUGUGUUGUGCUGCACGUGAUGCUUGCAGCUUUGAUGUUUUUUUCAGUUUUAAACUAAAUAUUAUUACUGUGUUUUGCUGCACCUGAUGUUGUGCUGCAGUUGUUGUUUUCAGUUUUA
Brachypodium distachyon (stiff brome) is the source of this 3420-nucleotide messenger RNA. RefSeq lists its product as uncharacterized. Gene Ontology annotation, molecular function: RNA binding; protein binding. Gene Ontology annotation, cellular component: cytoplasm. Gene Ontology annotation, biological process: regulatory ncRNA-mediated post-transcriptional gene silencing. NCBI's taxonomy places the organism in Eukaryota, Viridiplantae, Streptophyta, Magnoliopsida, Poales, Poaceae. The transcript has 11 exons. The coding region runs from base 30 to 3131 and encodes 1033 amino acids. The record is from RefSeq and is a predicted model, not a curated record.